AACAGUAUUUCCUAAUAGUUCUGAACGUAUUACACAGGUGGGUUAUUGGAACUCGAGAGAUGGUAUAGUGAUGGAUCCUCGACAGCCUGUCAUCUGGCUUUCGGGUUCUGUUAAUAUUCCCAAGGAUACAUCAACACUUGUUGAGAACACCACCAUAAGAGUUAUGACUGUUAUAGAAAAACCGUUUGUGUUCGUUAAGGAAUCUAAGACUGGCCAGAAAUUUUACACGGGCUUAUGCAUCGACUUGUUAGACAAACUACAAGAAGAGAUGAAAUUCAGAUACACGAUUGAAGAAUCGCCUGGAAAUGUGUACGGAGCACCAGAUGUGUUUACUGGGGAAUGGAAUGGAAUGGUUCGAUAUCUCAUCGAUAAUAAAGCUGAUCUCGUAAUCGGUCCAUUCACAAUCAGCUCAAGUAGACAAACAGUGAUCGAUUUCACUCAACCCUACAUGGACGUUGGCUUGUCGAUCAUAAUGAGAAAAGAAGAGGACAGCAAAUAUAAAGUGUUCUCUUUCCUUCGUCCUUUUGACUUCAAUCUCUGGCUGGCCAUAGUGUCGACAACGCUAAGCGUCGGCGUUUUUCUUUGGCUCCACAGUACGUUUAGUCCGUACGGAUAUCACGGAAGAGUCGCACAGGCCAGGGACAAAAGAACCGUCACGACAGAUCAAAUCAAAACCAAGGACCACUUACGGUUUUUUAACGCCAUUUGGUCGUCGUUUGCGUAUUACGUCAGUCAAGGCCCGGAUGUUUUACAUCCUAUAUCGCUGUCUGGAAGAAUUGCUGUGGGCGUGUGGUGGUUUGCCGUGUUAAUCAUUGGGGCCACGUACACAGCAAAUCUUGCAUCCUUCUUAAUCGUCCAACGGUUUCAAACGCCAGUGCAAUCCGUGGAGGAUUUAGCUCGUCAAACCAGGAUCGAGUACGGAAUUCCCGGAAACGGGCAAACACAAACAUACUUCCAGAUGUCAACCAUUCCAACCUACGUAACGAUGUGGGAGUUCAUGAAGUCCAGUGGUAACAUACUUAAAAAUUCCACCGAGGGAAUUAGAAGAGUCCGCGAGGGAAACUUCGCCUUCAUAUUUGACUCCGCAGUGCUUGAAUACCACGUACAUCAGCCACCAUGUGAUACACUGUACACAGUGGGAAGGGUAUUUGGCAAGUUUGGUUACGGCUUUGGUCUUCAGAAGAAUUCACCAUUCACGCAUCUCUUUAGCAUCAAUGUGCUGGAACUCAGACAAAAGGGGUACAUGGAGACAAUGAAAAGCAAAUGGCUAACUGGGACGUGCGAGAACGAUGAAACAGACUCCCAAGCCUCUUCAUCAAUAAAUACAUCAGGAGAUGUGCUGACGUUCACUGACCUGUCAGGUGUAUUUUACUGUGUGCUGUUUGGCAUGGCCAGCAGCCUGCUCGUGUUACUCGUGGAACUAGUGAUUGAGGCCCACAAGGAUACGAAGCAAAACCACAAAGAGGUAAUACAAUAAGCUUCCAAUAUUCAAGAACAGGAAAGCUAAUAAAGUGAUAAAACUAUUAGAGUCACUUGAACUGAAACAGAAAAAAGGAAGACUGAGACUUCGUUAUACGAAAUGUAUGGUUUGCAAAAUUCACCUGUUGCCUGUCAAUGAAAAAAUGGCUGUUGGAAAUUGAAAAAAAAAACUUUCAUAUUGCAAAUUACUACUUCGCAACGCUUACCGAACAUUAUCAUUAGCUUAACUUUGUAUAUUUCUUCUAUUUUGUGUGUCUCUAUGUUUAUUUGUUUGUUUGUUUGUG
Messenger RNA from Orbicella faveolata, 1763 nucleotides. Its product is annotated as glutamate receptor 4-like. Gene Ontology annotation, molecular function: ligand-gated monoatomic ion channel activity; signaling receptor activity. The record is from RefSeq and is a predicted model, not a curated record. Lineage: Eukaryota; Metazoa; Cnidaria; Anthozoa; Scleractinia; Merulinidae. Gene Ontology annotation, cellular component: membrane. Gene Ontology annotation, biological process: monoatomic ion transport.